AGCGCGUCACCGAUCGCGCGCACUCCGCAGCCGAGAGACGCGCAUUUCUAAAGGAGUGUCACGUCCUUACACGUUAUUCAUAGGACGGAGAGAUAUAAUUCACAUCCAAAUUCGAUAUUCGUCGUAAUGGACGGUAAUCAUUUCUAUUUAAUGAAUGAAUGCAUGGCCAGAUUGCUCAAACCCAACAAUAAAGCGAAACCCAUCUGCUAUGGAGACUGACCGCGCAUCCGUGCGAACGGACACAACGAUGCGCUUCAGACGGUAAACAAUCACGGGUGUUCCUGAAUGUGUCUUAUUUAAGACAACCUGACAUUUAAAGGAUGGGGUACGUGGACCCAACAUCCAGUAGAGAUUUGCUGGGAAACAGAUCUCUUUGUUUUAUUUUCAUAUGUGCUUUUGGACUGGUUACCUUAUUCCAGCAAAUCCUCUAUGGCAAGAAUUACAUCAAAAGUGGGCAACAAUUUAACCGCCUCAAAGGACAGGAGGUGGGCAACUGGAGCGGUCUCAUUAGUUACCCUGAUGAUGGAGGGAUGAAGCUGUCCAGAAAUGGAAGGAAAAGACGUGUCCAUCAGAAUUUUCACCACUCAGCAGCUCUGAGAUGCGUAUCUUUCACGCCCUGCCUAGCCGAUAUUAAGAAGAAAAAGCAGAGAAGGUAUCUGGAACGCUCGCAGGGCUCAAUGGAGUUUAAUUCCAGUGCAUGCAAGGAACUACGACAGGAGAUCACAGAUGUGAAAGUACUGACAAUGAUUAAGACGUCAGAAUUGUUUGAGCGAUGGAGAAACCUUCAGGUGUGUAAGUGGGAGCAAAACAAGGAGGAGAUUGAUAACUUCAAGAUGUCUCUGUCACGAUGCUGCAAUGCCCCCUCUUUUCUGUUUACCACAAAAAGAAACACUCCCUCCGGCACAAAGCUGCGAUAUGAGGUGGAUACGAGUGGAAUCCUAAACAUCAGCCCUGAGAUUUUCAAAAUGUUCCCAAAUGAUAUGCCCUAUUCCAAAUCCCAGUUCAAGAAAUGUGCCGUCAUAGGAAACGGAGGCAUUAUUAAAAACAGCAAGUGUGGACGAGAGAUUGAUGCAGCUGACUUUGUUUUACGAUGCAAUAUUCCACCCAUCUCAGAUAUGUACAGUGAAGAUGUGGGAUCGAAAACGGAUCUUGUUACAAUUAAUCCCAGCAUCAUAACAGAGAGGUUCCAAAAACUAGAGAAAUGGAGGAAGCCGUUUUACGAUGUCCUCCGGAAUUACCAGAACUCUUCUGUGGUGUUGCCCGCGUUCUACAACACGAGAAACACGGACGUGUCCUUCCGUGUCAAAUACAUGCUCGAUGACUAUGGGUCCACCCGGGGCGUGUUCUUCUUCCACCCGCAGUACCUGCUGAACGUCCAGCGUUUCUGGGCUGUGCAGGGUGUGCGGGCCAAACGCCUCAGCAGCGGUCUGAUGCUUGUUACCGCGGCGAUGGAGUUAUGCGAAGAAGUCCAUCUCUAUGGCUUCUGGGCUUUUCCCAUGAACCCCUCGGGCAUCUUCAUUACACACCAUUACUAUGACAAUGUCAAGCCCCGCCCCGGGUUCCACGCCAUGCCGUACGAGAUCUUCAACUUUAUGCACAUGCAUGCUCGUGGAAUCGUGCGUGUGCACACAAGCCCUUGUAGGUGAAACACGUCUGGUGACCCGCUGUCUGGUCGCUCUGUCUUGUAGAGCUGGUGGCGCUAUACAUCUCAACGCAACUCUGCCUCAAAGGCCAGAUGUUUUACUGCGUGUUUUUACAAUGUUUUGUUGGGACAGAAAAUGGUGUCUCAUGUUUGGUGAUUUUCUGUAGCGGUGUUGUGAUUGUGCAUCAGGUCAGAUAACACAUCAGAACACACAAAAGCUUGACACGUGUUGACCAAAUCAGUUAUCUCUGAAUGGUUUUAACAUUAAUGUAUAAAGGCAAAUGCUUGUACGUGUGUAUUGCACAAGUUCAAAAAUAAUGUAUGAUUUUUGGAAAAGGGAGUUGUGUUAUCAUAUCAAACACAGUUGUUUAUGUUAAGGAAUGGUUAUGCAGUCUAUCGGUCUUUGUCUCUCUCUCUCUCUCCCUUACACACGCACACAAUCUUAAGGUUUUAAUGUCCCUUAAAUUGACUGAUCGUGUUUGUAUAACACUGAAGCUUUAUAUACACAGGUCGCUUGUAUAUGAUAUUGUGAUAACUGUGACCUUAUGACUUGCAAACACGUUUCUGCUCUCACCAUUGGCUAUGUCUUACCCGCACAUGAAUACAGAGUUAUUCUGUUUCUUAAUUUAUGUUUCUUGAGCUUUAUUUUUCACUGUAGACAGUUAUGCAAAAUCACUGAGCUUUUAUGACCACCAACACACAUUUCAAAGUGUAAUUUUGUUUUUAAUUUUAGCUUGAAAGUCUCUCUCUCUCUCUCUCUCUCUCUCUCUCUCACACACAUACAGUGCUGGUGUCAGGUUUUGAGGCUGGGGUGAAUAAUUCAUCAGUUUCAGAGGUUAAUCAGUGUUAAUCAGACAAACAAAGUUUGAUUUCUCUGGAGUUCCUCUCUUUUACCUGCACACACAGAAACAGAAAGAACGAUUUUGGUCAUAAAUGCAGAAUUAUAAAUCAUUUCCACAACUUACUGUGUUUAGCUGUUUAACAUAUUUUGUACAAUUCUGGUAUAGAAUCUAAAUAAUCACUUUUUUUUUCAAGUUUUUAAAAGAUUGGUGACCUUGACAGAUGUUAUUUUGAUUCUGUUAAGCUCAUUCAUGUACAUUCCUUGGUCAUAACUGCAUUAACAUUAUAUCAAGUUAAAGCAGUGAUUAACAAUUUUAUUUUUUUACAGUUUUCUUCUGACACUGAACCAUCUGUUAUGAAUAUUGCUCUGAUAUAAUGCCUCAUUGGCCUGUGCCCAUUCCUGACUGUCUUUUUAACAAUUAUGUAAAUAAAAUUGUUUGGAAUUUCUAA
Messenger RNA from Triplophysa dalaica, 2932 nucleotides. RefSeq names its product ST8 alpha-N-acetyl-neuraminide alpha-2,8-sialyltransferase 5 (gene st8sia5). The coding region runs from base 321 to 1646 and encodes 441 amino acids. Gene Ontology annotation, molecular function: alpha-N-acetylneuraminate alpha-2,8-sialyltransferase activity. Lineage: Eukaryota; Metazoa; Chordata; Actinopteri; Cypriniformes; Nemacheilidae. The record is from RefSeq and is a predicted model, not a curated record. Gene Ontology annotation, biological process: N-glycan processing; oligosaccharide metabolic process. The transcript is spliced from 9 exons.